This is a messenger RNA of Apodemus sylvaticus (European woodmouse), 2606 nucleotides long. It is a transcript of the gene Tbxa2r, whose product is annotated as thromboxane A2 receptor. Lineage: Eukaryota; Metazoa; Chordata; Mammalia; Rodentia; Muridae. Gene Ontology annotation, biological process: positive regulation of cytosolic calcium ion concentration; inflammatory response; positive regulation of blood pressure. Gene Ontology annotation, molecular function: thromboxane A2 receptor activity. The record is from RefSeq and is a predicted model, not a curated record. Bases 1170 to 2213 code for a protein of 347 amino acids. Gene Ontology annotation, cellular component: plasma membrane. The transcript has 3 exons.
ACUAACUCCCAGUACGUGCGCCCUUGCAUAAAUACCCCCAUGCAUAAAUGAUGUAAAUUAAAAAAAAAACUAAAUAAAAAGGCCAAGCAUGGUUCACACCAAGAAUCUGAGGCAGGGAGGAUCAGCAUGGAUUACUGGCUGUGCUGUUGUGGCGUUGCAGCACGCUGCCUUGUUGGACUGCAAGGGACACUGGGUGACAGGUGAAUGCUACUGCCAGGCUCUGGUCUCUGGCCUGAGUCUUGUCUUUUUCUUUUUUUCUCCUUUUUCUUUUUUUUCUUUUUAGUUUUUCGAGACAGGGUUCCUCUGUGUAGCCCUGGCUGUCCUGGAACUCACUUUGUAGACCAGGCUGACCUCGAACCCAGAAAUCCUCCUGCCUCUGCCUCCCAAGGGCUGGGAUUAAAGGCGUGCGCCACCACCGCCCUGCUUUUUUUUUUCUUUUUCUUCUCUCUCUCUCUUUCUCUCCCUCCCUCCCUCCCUGUCUCUCUGUGUCUGUGUCUGUCUCUGUCUCUGUCUCUCUCCCUCUUUCCCUGUGUACCAUAAACUCGCAGUAAUUCUCCUGCCUCAGCCUUCCUUGUACUACGAAGGAUUCAGUUGUUGAAGUCUCACUUUUAGACGACCCCAUGUCCAGCCUCAGUUUUGGGAUGUUUGUCCUGCACUCCCCCCACCUCUGUCUCUGCUGGAGACCUCCCUAGGGACACGUUGCCAUCGGGCUGUUUUUUCAUUCCCAAAAUGGAGCAGGAACUUUUGGGCCCGUUUCUUAUUAUAAAAGUGACGUCAGGGGAGAGGAGGAACAUCCCACACCAGUCCAAUAGGAGCGCCGGGGCAGGUACCAAACCCUAGCAAGAUCGAGUGUCUCCACAACCUCACGGGCUAGAUAGAUGACAGAUAGGGAAACUGAGGCCACACAGUGAGUACAAGGACUGGAACUCCAAGCUGGGGUGCAGGGUGUCAGAACACAUCUCUGUCAUUUCAGCUCCUCCGGAGGUUGAGGCAGGACUACUUUUUAGAGCUCCAGACCUGGCUGGGCCACUUCAUGGGGUCAGAAGCAGCUGCGGGACCACCAGUCGUCAGGCAGUCAAAGGCUGCCUCAAAGAAAGGGUGCACCUGGGAGACAGGGCCAGCCCAACGUCAAGGCCACCUGCGUCUGAUGGGGUGCUAACCCCCUCGCCAUGUCAGGCUCAGGAGCCAUGUGGCCCAAUGGCACCUCGCUGGGGGCCUGCUUCCGCCCGGUGAACAUUACCCUGCAGGAGCGGCGUGCCAUCGCGUCGCCUUGGUUUGCUGUGUCCUUCUGCGCGCUGGGCCUGGGGUCCAACCUGCUGGCGCUGAGUGUGCUAGCCGGGGCGCGGCCCGGCGCGGGACCCCGUUCCUCCUUCCUCGCUCUGCUGUGCGGCCUCGUUCUCACCGACUUCCUGGGGCUGCUAGUCACCGGCGCUGUUGUGGCGUCGCAGCACGCCACCUUGUUGGACUGGCGAGUCACUGACCCCGGCUGCCGCCUGUGCCACUUCAUGGGCGUGGCCAUGGUGUUCUUCGGGCUGUGUCCCCUGCUCCUGGGGGCCACCAUGGCCGCCGAGCGCUUCGUGGGCAUCACACGGCCCUUCUCACGACCUGCGGCUACGUCGCAACGCUCCUGGACCACCGUGGGCCUGGUGUGGGUGGUGGCCGGGGCGCUCGGGCUGCUGCCACUGCUGGGGCUUGGCCGCUACAGUGUGCAGUACCCCGGCUCCUGGUGCUUCCUGACGCUCGGGGCGCAGCGCGGUGACGUGGCCUUCGGGCUCAUGUUCGCGCUUCUAGGCAGCGCGUCCGUGGGGCUAUCUCUCUUGCUCAACACCGUGAGCGUGGCCACGCUCUGCCGCGUCUACCACACGCGGGAGGCCACGCAGCGCCCGCGGGACUGUGAGGUGGAGAUGAUGGUUCAGCUCGUGGGCAUCAUGGUGGUGGCCACCGUGUGCUGGAUGCCCUUGCUGGUCUUUAUCAUUCAGACCUUGCUGCAGAUGCCGCCUGUCAUGAGUCCCUCCGGGCAGCUGUCACGGGCCACCGAGCAUCAGCUGCUAAUCUACCUUCGUGUGGCCACGUGGAACCAGAUCUUGGACCCCUGGGUCUACAUCCUCUUUCGCCGGUCCGUGCUUCGCCGCCUGCAUCCACGGCUCAGUUCACGGCUCCCGGCUGUGUCCUUACGCCCGCCCCCAGCCCAGGCCAUGCUCAGUGGACCCUGAAGGAUGAUGCCACUUAAACCUGGGGUCCUUGGUGACUGCUGUUGACCUGUGCCCUGUCCCAGGAGCCUGGGUGCUUGGUGGACUAAGGAUGGAGCUACAACAGGGGGCUGACUCCUGUGAACUGCAAAGAUAGCUCUCAAUGCUAGGGAAGUCCUCCCUGGCCCUCUCCCCAUUCCCUGUCAGCUAGGAGGCUGGGGGCACUUGUGGGAGGCCCCUAGCAGGAAUCAAGGAUUCCACAGGGAGAACCUGGGGUGCUGGAGGAGUCGCCUACCUUGCUAAUGUCUGAGACACGGGGCUUCUCACAUUCCUCCAGGUUCAAGAUGUUGAGUGUUCAAAUGCAAGAAAUAAAUAAAAAUUUGGCUCAUUUAAAAAAAAAAAGAUGUUGAGUGUUGG